AUGACUGAGGAGGUAGAACGUCUGUCUGAUAUUAAAACAGAAGAUAUAGAGGGAGAAGAAGAGACGUAUGUGACUGAUAUGAAGGCAGAAGAUAUAGAGGGAGAAGAAGAGACGUAUGUGACUGAUAUAAAGGCAGAAGAUACAGAGGGAGAAGAAGAGACGUAUGUGACUGAUAUGAAGGCAGAAGAUAUAGAGGGAGAAGAAGAGACGUAUGUGACUGAUAUGAAGGCAGAAGAUAUAGAGGGAGAAGAAGAGACGUAUGUGACUAAUAUAAAGGCAGAAGAUACAGAGGGAGAAGAAGAGACGUAUGUGACUGAUAUAAAGGCAGAAGAUAUAGAGGGAGAAGAAGAGACGUAUGUGACUGAUAUAAAGGCAGAAGAUAUAGAUGGAGAAGAAGAGACGUAUGUGACUGAUAUGAAGGCAGAAUAUAUAGAGGGAGAAGAAGAGACGUAUGUGACUGAUAUAAAGGCAGAAGAUAUAGAGGGAGAAGAAGAGACGUAUGUGACUGAUAUAAAGGCAGAAGAUAUAGAGGGAGAAGAAGAGACGUAUGUGACUGAUAUGAAGACAGAAGAUAUAGAGGGAGAAGAAGAGACAUAUGUGACUGAUAUAAAGGUAGAAGAUAUAGAAGAAGAAGAGACAUAUGUGACUGAUAUAAAGGCAGAAGAUACAGAGGGAGAAGAAGAGACGUAUGUGACUGAUAUAAAGGCAGAAGAUACAGAGGGAGAAGAAGAGACGUAUUUGAGGGGUGAUCAGAAGUGUAAGGAGGAGGAGAUCUCUACAGAUAUCAGCACAGAUGGACACACAAGCAGGAAUAUCUCAGAAGGACAUCUAAUGUUAUCCCCGGAUUGUGACAUAAAAGAUAAUGACAGUAUACAGGAUUCUCCAGGAGAUAACCCCAUUACCCCAAUUAUACAUCCAGCUCUAUUAGCUGAUCCCUCUGAUCCUGGGAAAUGUUCUCCUGAUCACUCUGAUAUUGGUGCAUCUGUUACAGCUCUGACAGUAGAUACAGUGUUUCCCUGUUCUGUAGAUGCCAAAUGUUUUACACAGAACACAAAGCUUAUUACCCAUCAGCCAGCUAAGGCAGGUGAGAGGCGAUUCCCAUGUUCUGAGUGUGGGAAAUGUUUUACAUACAAAUCAUAUCUUGUUAAACAUGAGUUAAGUCACACAGGUGAGAGGCCAUUUCAAUGUUCUGAGUGUGGGAGAUGUUUUACAAUCAAAUCAUGUCUUGUAAAACAUAAGAGAAUACAUACUGGUGAGAAACCAUAUUCCUGUUCUGACUGUGGGAAAUGUUUUACAUACAAAACAACUCUUGAUGCACAUAAGAGAAGUCACACAGGUACAUCACAAUUUGCAUGUUCUGAGUGUGGGAAAUAUUUUGCACAGAAAUCACAACUUGCUAGACAUCAGAGAAGUCACACAGGUGAGAGGCCAUUUCCAUGUUCUGACUGUGGAAAAUGUUUUACACGGAAAUCUCACCUUGUUACACAUCAGCUAAGUCACACAGGUGAGAAGCCAUUUCCAUGUCCUGAGUGUUGGAAAUGGUUUGCACAGAAAUCAGAUGUUGUUAAACAUCAGAGAAAUCACACAGGUGAGAAGCCAUUUCCAUGUUCUGAGUGUGGGAAAUGUUUUGCACUCAAAUCAGAUCUUGUUAGUCAUAACAGAAGUCACACAGUGGAGAAUCCAAUUUCUUGCUCUGAGUGUGGGAAAUGUUUUACACGGAAAUCACAUCUUGUUGGACAUCAGAGAAAUCACACAGGUGAGAAGCCAUUUCCAUGUUCUGAGUGUGGGAAAUGUUUUGCACUCAAAUCAUCUCUUGUUAGACAUCAGAGAAGUCACACAGGUGAGAAGCCAUUUUCUUGCACCGAGUGUGGGAAAUGUUUUACACAGAAAUCACAUCUUGUUACACACCAGAGAAGACACAUAGGUGAGAAGCCAUUUUAAUCUUCUGGAGUAUACUUAUCAUUGCCAUCGUUGUUCUUCAAGGUUCUUAUCCUAUCUCCUAUGCUUUUUGCAAUAUACAUGCUACCGCAGGGUGAAAUAAUCAGAUGUGAUGCCCUCAUCUACCACUGCUAUACAGAUGACCUGUCUUUUACUCCGGGUACUGAGAACCCAGUUCCAAUCCUAAAUGGCUGGCUAGCUGAGCUCCAGGUGUGGGUGCUGCCAGUUGGCUGUGACUCAGUCCUGGCGAAACCGGUCCUUAUGAUAGAAGCUAGAGUUACAAAAUGCUGAUCAUGUGCGGAAUCUUGGUGUCAUGGAUGGUGGAGUGACACUUACACCUCAGGUACAGCCACAAUCAUAUCCUCAUCUGAGGAACAUAGCCAGACUCCAGCACUUAUUUCCCUCAGAAGAUCUACCUACAGUCAUACAUGUACUUGUAUCAUCACACACAGACUACUGCAAUGUCCUCUACCUGGGUCUCCCAGCAGAAGAAUUGCACCGCUUGUAGCUUGUACAGAAUGCAGCAGCCAGGCUGUUACCUAACCAGCCCGUUCCUGCCACAUAACACUCAUUCUCUGCUCCCGCCUCCGGCUGCCUGUAAGAUGGUGACUCUGGGCCUAAUUCAGGUUGGAUCGCAGUGUGUGAUCCAAACGGAAUUCAGAAAAAGUUGUGGAUGCAUGCGCAGCGCCAAUACUGUGCAUUUGCCUGCAUUUUCUGCAGAAAAUGCGAUUGCCUGUCAGGCAGAGGCAGUCAUGUGGGGUGAGCGGGCAAUGCUCCAUUUCCAGGGAGGAUGCGGUGCGGGGGCAGUGUGAAUGGAGGGCAGAGGCAGACAAACGUGCAUCAUCACGGUGGCUUUGUGACAUCACGUGCAGCCGCAGUGAUUGAGAAGAAUGCGGUGGUCCUGUGGGUGCAGCUUAGCUGCGGCAGCAGGAGGCUUCACUAAAUUCUACGAUGAAGCAGAAAUUAUGAGGCAAUCGCAUUUUCUGCUUCAUCAGGGGGGAGGCGGUGGUCAGCAUGCUGGGUGGCCUUGCCCUGUGAUGGGCGGCCCCCAGCACGCUAGGAAAAGGAUUGCAAAUUCUGCUAAUUAGCAGCAUCUGCAAUCCUUACUGAAUUAGGCCCUCUAUUAAAUAAUCUCAUGGACUCUCCCAGCCUUGCAUGACCAUGGUACCAGAAGCAGCUUCUGCCUCCGUACUGCCUGGGUUUCUUCCAUCUGUUGAUGAAGGACUGUUAGCAGUACCAUAGAUUCCCCAGCAGUGCUUAGAUGUCAGGGGAGACAGGGUGGGUGGCAGUAGUGCAGUAGCGGGGGCUGCUGGAGGCAGUGUCUAAGUGGGUAAUAUUGUCCUCAAGCAGCGCUGAGGAGGGAGACAGGGCGGUGGCAGUAGUGGGAGCAGAUAGGUGGCAGUGGUGGGGGAGAC
Molecule: messenger RNA, 3353 nt
Organism: Pseudophryne corroboree (corroboree frog)
Lineage: Eukaryota; Metazoa; Chordata; Amphibia; Anura; Myobatrachidae
Product: zinc finger protein ZFP2-like
Exons: 3
Coding region: 1-1941 (646 amino acids)
Source: RefSeq, a predicted model, not a curated record